AUGUACGAAAAGGGGAAGAACGUCAUGGGCAAGAGUCUGCGGCUGGAGAUCGAGGAGAUGUGGGCCCCCCUGAGGGAGAUACAGGCCGAGGAUGCGGCAAUAAAGAAAGCCAACGAGGAGGCGGGCUUGGGUUCUCAAUACGCCAGGGGGGAACACGUGUACAGUCAAUGGCGAGAGCGGAUGGCAGAGGCCCGAAACGACGCAAGCCCCGUCUUCACCCCUCGCGGGAACAGUCUCCAAGUUAAUCUGGGUGGCAUUACGGAAAGGGCGGCAGAAAUGCGCAGCCCACGGGACAGAAAGUAG
This is a messenger RNA of Ectocarpus sp. CCAP 1310/34, 303 nucleotides long. The record is from the annotation of a GenBank genome assembly. NCBI's taxonomy places the organism in Eukaryota, Phaeophyceae, Ectocarpales, Ectocarpaceae.